AUUUGGAUGUGCCCACUUCCAUUCACCACAACAACAAGGAAUGAUUACGCUAGCAGGCUAACUCGCGGCCAGAGUUCGGCACAACACCGGGAAGUCCCCUCUUCAGACAGCCGGAAAAACGGACGAAAUACUUGGAUCAGGAUCGAGCCAAAAGACGCUGCUUCCCGGCUCCUAACCUGCGUGGAUGGGAAGCAGCUAGCUGGUGUUGAGCCGAAGAGGGAAGCAGGCGACGCGGCGUUAAAAUGGAGGAUGAGGAGGUCGCGGAGAGCUGGGAGGAAGCCGCAGACAGCGGGGAAAUAGAGAGAAGACUUGAAGCUCGGCUGAAAAAAAAUCAGGAGGCAAAGAAGGCCAUUUCAAGUUCACCAGUGAGAACUGCCAUUGUAAUCCAGGACGUAUCUCUUCCCUCAGUACCGCCGACGCAAAUUAGAAUUUUAAAGCGUCCGUCAAACAACGGUACUGCAGGGAUUGCCGCCUCCUCAACUCGGCCUUCCCAGCAGAUGAAGUCUUUGGCGCAGCGUGAGGCGGAAUAUGCAGAAGCACGGCGGAGGAUUCUGGGUAGUGCGUCAUCAGAGGAUACCCCUCCGGACAAUUCAUGCCAAGACAGGUCAGUGCGUAUGACUGCUCAGCAAGCGUCGGAACCAGUUCGUCCCAACGAUUACGUGAUCCGCCAGCCAACCGGGCCUGACGGCAGCUCAGGCUUCCGGCUUUGCAGAUAAAAGGGAUCUGCUUGCUUUUUAAGGGUUCAAACCAAGAGCAGUAAAAAAAAAGGGGUGUGUGCGGUGUCAAGAGCAGAGUGGCACAGUAACAUUUGAAACAUGAAGAUAUACACAACAAACUUGUUCACCCGCUCUAUGCUCAGCUGGCUUGGUCUUUGCCGUCUGCCUUGUCUUAUCCCUCCAUGGAACGAUGAGUGCCGCAUCCCCCACAGCCUGUUCCACACUGUGAAGGAGGCUUUUGGCCUAACGUCCCAAAACACUGUGAUACUUUGCUAUACCACGAGGUGCCCUUUGAAUCCUACUCUCGUUGAGAGGCCAGUGCGCCGGACGUCAGGUGUCAGUCCCCUCAAGGCGAAUAAGUGAGUCAGGGAUUGUCCCCAGAGAAAACAGAGGAGCCGAGCUUCCCGCUGAACACGUAAGUUAAAAGAGGAGUCGGCCGAGGCUGCGUGCCCUCCUGUAAGGCGGCGGUGUUUGGAUUGAGUAAUUUGAGUGUGAGGCGAUAGAUGGAAUGUCAUCCUGUUGUCCCCUUUUGAGGCGUCACAGGCCCAAACUGGGCCUAUUGGGCACAGGCAGCUGGCCAUCUGUCACUGCAGCCUGUGGCUAAAGAUAAAAGUUUGGAAGAAUAGCGUGUCAUUAAUAUUCAAGCAAUAACAAAUGUACAACUCCCUCCUUUUUUUCAAUCGCCCCAUUUUCUGUGUUCAAGUCUGUGUUUUUGUUUCUUUUAUAUUGUGAAAAGGUUUAUAUUUUUUGUCUUUAAGAGGAAGGUUAAAGUGAAACUAGUCAAUUUGUUAGCAAAUUAAGACUAAAUUAUGUAACGUGCAUUUCAACCUGGGAAUUAUUGUGUCUGACUUAAAAAUGAUUUUAAAGUCCAAUUGCGGAACUGAAGUGCGUUGUCUUUGCUUUAUCAGCAUAAAGUUGUCAUUCAUUCGUUCUUUUUUUCUUUUCUUUUAAUGACAAUAUGCCAGGGCUGGUGAAUGAAUAAAAAGUGACUUGUUGCCUAAGCCAGGGGUUCUUAACCUUUUUGACCUCAGGGCCCAACUUUUCCACUGCAGAGGGGCCUUGCACCCUCUCAAAUAUUACCACUGAAUUAUUAAUCUUACUCUUGAUCGUAUUCAAUAACUUUUUUAUUCUAAUUACAGUUAAGCAAGCUAUACAUUGUCAAAAGAAGGCUCAUGUCAGGCUGAUUGUGAAAAUAAUUUUAAUGUAUCUUGAAAGAAAGCACUCAUCAAAGGGGAUGCUUUUUUUUUUUUUUUACAUACAAUUAUUAUGUGCUAAAAUAAAUGAAUCCAUCUUUUUUCUACUGCUUGUCCGCUUGGGGGUGGCUGGAGCCUUUACCAGCUGCAUUUGGGCAGAAGGCAGCGUACACUCUGGACAAGUCGUUACCUCAACACAUGGGCCAAUUUAGUGUUACUAAUCAACCUAUCUCAAGGUGGAUGUCUUUGGAGGUGGGAGGAAGCCAGAGUACCCGGAGGGAACACAUCUAGUCAUCGGGAGAACUCCACACACAAAGACCGAGCAUCCAUCGAUCCAUUUUCUACCGCGUGUCCCUUUUGGAGUUGCGGGUGGUGCUGGAGCCUAUCUCAGCUGCAUUCGGGUGGUAGGUGGGGUACACCCUGGACAAGUCACCACACCUCAUCGCAGAGCCAACACAAAUAGGCAGCAUUCACACACGAGGGCCAAUUUAGUGUUGCCAAUCAACCUAUCUCAAGGUGGACGUCUUUGGAGGUGGGAGGAAGCCGGAGUACCCGGAGGGAACACACACAGUCAUAGGGAGAACUCCACCCCGAGCAUGUGUUUCUUAAAUAAACUGUCAAUAAAAUUAAAAGUGCAAAUGAAAAUGCAGCUUCACCACUAUAGUCAUAAUUUGUAUUUUUUAUUUUUUUGGUCUUUGGUCAGAUAUUUUUUGGUGGCUUAGGGUAGUCAUUCUCAAACUUUUCUCAACUCAAUAAAUACUAAAUACUGUUACUGUUCAAACUGUGUGCGUUGUUACAGUGGCCAACAUUAUUCAAUAUACUUGUCAAAUAAAACCUCUGACUUGUUUUUAAUGGAGGUUUAGGCCCACUACGCUACUAUAUGUUGGUCAUUUUGGUGGUACUUGGAGAGCCAGUGUUUUCUGAUGUGGUGAAAGAAGUUUGAGAACCACUACUCGGGGGGUGGGGGGGUGCUUUCGGCCCAACAAUGGGCCCAGUUCUAUGGUUAAGAAACACUGGCUUAAGCAACCCAAGAAAAGAGGAUACAGUAUAGGAUAUAGUCGUUUUGUAGCUUUGGGAAUAUUGUUCAAUCUAACUCUGCUGUUUUGUUAAAUAUGUACACAUUAUCACACUGUUGUCUAAUUUCCGGAACUCAUAACACAAGUUUAUGAAUCUUCCCAAUCAGUUUUCUCAUCAGCCUGUCAUUCAGAGCCUGAAAUAAAAUGAUGCAGUAAUUUCCUAUA
Nerophis ophidion (straightnose pipefish) is the source of this 3150-nucleotide messenger RNA. RefSeq names its product SUZ domain-containing protein 1-like. The transcript has 4 exons. Bases 243 to 716 code for a protein of 157 amino acids. The record is from RefSeq and is a predicted model, not a curated record. NCBI's taxonomy places the organism in Eukaryota, Metazoa, Chordata, Actinopteri, Syngnathiformes, Syngnathidae.